GGGUCGUGGACAUUUCCUUCCCAGCUGCAAACACCGCUCCGGUGUUCCAGGUCACGCACAGUUGAUUAAAAAGACCACCGAAGACAGAUAUUGACUGUCGGACUGAAACACCCUGACUGCCCUGUGGAGUGUUCGCGACUCGCGUCCUUAAAUCGGCAGGAAUUAUCCAGUCUCACUGUCAGGACAGUGGCAGAGGCAGAGCCGUCAGCAGUGAAACCAUCAGGCAGUAGGGCUCCAUGAGCACAGCGGGGCAGCAGCAAGGGGUGGGCCUGCGUUCUCGCCGAGUGCUUGGCCGGGACAAGGACCCUGGUCAAGGCAUGGGCAUGGAGGCGACCUGCUGGCUGGCCCCYGGAGUGCUGCGCAGACUAAUCGAACUUCCCUCUCCCCCUCUGUCUCGACACCAGCUCAAGAGACUGGAGGAGCAUAGGUACAGCAGUGCUGGGCGCUCUCUGCUGGAGCCUUUAAUGCAGAGGUACUGGGAGUGGUUGGUGGCACAGGUUCCUUCCUGGAUUGCUCCCAACCUCAUCACCAUCAUUGGCCUGGCCACCAACGUCUUCACCACGCUUGUACUCGUGUACUAUUGCCCAACUGCCACUGAACAGGCUCCUCUYUGGGCAUACCUUUUGUGUGCUGUGGGUCUUUUUAUCUACCAGUCAUUGGACGCCAUUGAUGGUAAACAGGCCAGACGCACAAAUAGCAGCUCUCCCCUGGGCGAGCUGUUUGACCACGGCUGUGACUCCCUUUCCACAGUGUUUGUGGUGUUGGGAACCAGUAUAGCGGUGCAGCUGGGCACCAAUCCGGACUGGAUGUUCUUCUGCUGCUUUGCUGGGAUGUUCAUGUUCUACUGUGCCCACUGGCAAACAUACGUGUCAGGAACCCUGCGCUUUGGCAUCAUUGAUGUGACUGAGGUGCAAAUCUUCAUUAUAAUUAUGUAUUUGCUGGCCGCCGUGGGAGGAUCUGCUUUUUGGCAGUCACUGAUUCCAGUCCUAAAUAUCCAGAUGAAAAUGAUUCCUGCCAUCGGCACUUUUUUAGGAGCAAUCUUCUCUUGCACAAAUUACUUCAGAGUUAUUUUUACAGGAGGUGUGGGCAAAAAUGGAUCCACAAUAGCUGGAACCAGCGUCCUCUCUCCAGUCCUUCAUAUUGGUUCAGUUAUAGUUUUGGCAGUGAUGAUAUACAAAAAGUCUGCUGUCCGUCUCUUUGAGAAACAUCCAUGUCUUUAUAUCCUGGCGUUUGGCUUCGUAUCGGCUAAAAUCACCAAUAAAUUGGUUGUAGCACAUAUGACGAAAAGUGAGAUGCAUCUUCACGAUUUAGCCUUCCUGGGGCCAGGAUUGCUGUUCCUCGAUCAAUAUUUCAAUAGCUUUAUUGAUGAGUACCUGGUGCUCUGGGUUGCCCUGAUCAUUUCCCUGUUCGACUUGGUGCGUUACUGCGUUAGUGUUUGCAACCAGAUCGCCUGCCAUCUUCACAUUUUCGUUUUCAAAAUCAAGCCCUACGCAGUGUCCGUCUCAGCUGCUCACUGAGGGUACGCCGGCCAUUACUGACUCUGUUCCUCGCAGUUAGUCGCACUCUUUUUUUUUUCCCCCUCAGUUUUUCCACCUGCGGCAGCGGGAGACGACGUGAUGUAAAGUAUGUGCUUCUGCCACCAGAAUGUGAGGACAAAUAAUAUAUAUUAAGUUACUGGAAUAUUACUGUCUUUAUUUUUUAUUAUUAUUUGUUUUUCUUUUCCACCAGUGCAGUUUAAUUUGUACCAGUUUCAUCUUUUGACAAAUUCAAGGUUGCAGAAAACAAAUAUUCAGGAGAGUACAGGUGCUACUUUCACGCAGAGAAACUUAGACGUGUUUUAACUGUUUAGGUGCGAGGAAAUGUUUAAGAAAAUAAUCAAACUCUUUGCUUUUGACAAUUAUAAUUUUUGUAAUAUUUGCAUAAAUUUAAUUUUUGCUAUUGUAAAUACCAAACUGUUGCUUCUCUUAAGUUAGAAGUCCUGCUUUUGACACAUUUAUAUAUAUAAAAAAGUCCACGUAUGACUUCAAAGCAAGUUCAUCUUCUGCACAUUAAUCAAAACUGGGUGGCUUUUUUUAUUAUUAUUAUUUUGUAUCAGCAAAAUAUGAUUUUUGUGGAAACUUAACAGCAACUUUGUUUCACUUUUAUUUAACAUAUCAAAACGUCCUUUUUUUGUAAAUAACUUUAAAAAACUUCACUGCCAGUCUUCUCGAUUUGCACUUUUCUUUCUUUUUCUUUUGCUUUUCAAGUUUUGUUAUACAUUAUGAGCGGUCAGGCGUUAUUUACAUUUAUUUGUAUUGUUGGCACAAAAGGAAGCUUUACUCGAGUGGAAAAGAGCAAUAGAUGUAUUUUAGACACAUUUACUCCAAAAAUACCUUCAGUUUAAAGUCUGUUUACUGGUUUUUGCAUCUUUGCAGAUACAGAGGGGUGGUGUGAAAAAUAAUUUGUGGCCUUUUUGAUUUGUUUGUUCACAUUUUUGCAGCAUGACAGUGUUUUUUUUAAGGAACAACUUAAUCCUAUAACUGAACCCCAUCUGAUGCUUUUAAUCCUUUUUAGUUUGUGUCAGAAGUAUUGUGUGAAAAUACCUAAACAUGUUUCACUUUUAUCACUCGUAUGGUGACUUGUUUAUGGCUAAUGAAUGUCUAAAAGCAGCGCGUCGUGUAUUAUUUGGAUUAAAGCCUCACCGUAGUUUUCUACAGCUGCUUUUAAAGUCUGCAUGUGCGCUCGGAGCAUCUUGAGUUCCUACCAGGGUCAAAUAGAUGCCACCAAUUCUGUUUUGAUAAACUCGUUUCUCUUUUCUUUCAUAGGAUUUCUUUUAUUGGAGAAAAAAGUACAGCCAGAUGCUUAAACGAAAGAUAUGUAUUCAUUCUCGCAGCUAUUUAACUGAACCAUCACUGUGAAACGUCUUCAGUGUUAACCUCCUCAGUAAAACGUUUYCCCCCUCAGACACCAGAACAGGUGUGCAGGAGAAGAGGUCGCGUGACAGCCUCGUGCUUUUCUUUUUUUUAUUUUGUGAAAACUGACAAGAAUCAGAUUAAACUUAAUAAAAAACUUGUUUUUUCGA
Austrofundulus limnaeus is the source of this 3061-nucleotide messenger RNA. It is a transcript of the gene cept1b, whose product is annotated as choline/ethanolamine phosphotransferase 1b. The transcript is spliced from 10 exons. Lineage: Eukaryota; Metazoa; Chordata; Actinopteri; Cyprinodontiformes; Rivulidae. Gene Ontology annotation, biological process: phosphatidylethanolamine biosynthetic process. Gene Ontology annotation, cellular component: Golgi apparatus; endoplasmic reticulum membrane. Bases 237 to 1517 code for a protein of 426 amino acids. The record is from RefSeq and is a predicted model, not a curated record. Gene Ontology annotation, molecular function: diacylglycerol cholinephosphotransferase activity; ethanolaminephosphotransferase activity.